Anisakis simplex (herring worm) is the source of this 381-nucleotide messenger RNA. The record is from the annotation of a GenBank genome assembly. Lineage: Eukaryota; Metazoa; Nematoda; Chromadorea; Rhabditida; Anisakidae.
GUGUAUUCACUGGACUCACCCGAUACGUUCUUCCUGUAUUAUAACGCACAAAAACAAGGUGGUUUAACAACCAAUCUGGAACGUAUCGCCGAGCAGAUUGCUACGGUUUGUGCCACCUUGGGUGAAUAUCCUUCAUUGAGAUAUCGAUCGGAUUUUGAGAGGAAUGUUGAGUUGAGUCACUUGAUCGAGCAAAAGCUGGAUGCGUAUAAAGCAGAUGACCCAUCGAUGGGUGAGGGUGCGGACAAGGCUCGAAGUCAACUGUUGAUCAUCGAUAGGGGGUUCGAUGCGAUUACACCCUUACUUCAUGAACUCACCUUACAGGCGAUGACACAUGACUUGUUGGAUGUCGAGAACGAUGUGUAUAGGUUAUUAUUAUUAUUA